CGUUUUCUUAGAUUCGCCGACGAGUUGCGGAAAAGCCUGGCCGGAGGGACGGACGUGAAGACCGACGAGGAGCAGUACGCACCAAAGUAUGAAGAGAGCAAAUUCGGCGAGAAGCUAUUCGGGCAGGUGAUGCGCCCGCUCGAGCAACGGCUGAAGAAA
This is a messenger RNA of Mesorhabditis spiculigera, 159 nucleotides long. The record is from the annotation of a GenBank genome assembly. NCBI's taxonomy places the organism in Eukaryota, Metazoa, Nematoda, Chromadorea, Rhabditida, Rhabditidae.